Rotaria sp. Silwood1 is the source of this 2421-nucleotide messenger RNA. Lineage: Eukaryota; Metazoa; Rotifera; Eurotatoria; Philodinida; Philodinidae. The record is from the annotation of a GenBank genome assembly.
AUGGGUAAACCUGUUUCACCUGAUCUAUCCAAGGUUGAGACUGAUUCAAUUCAUCGUCAACGUCGUGUUCAAUCUCCUUCCUCACAACAUCGACAUUCGUCAGUUACAUCAAGUAGUCAACCAGAUACAUUGAAAGCUGGAUUACCAAUAGAAGAAGUCGCAUUGAAAAGGCAUCUUGGUUUAUUCUCAGGAGUCUGUUUCAUUGUUGGUAUCAUCAUUGGUUCUGGCAUAUUUAUCUCUCCCCAAGGUGUUUUAAAAGGCACACACUCAGUAGGUCUCUGUUUGAUUGUUUGGGCUGCAUGUGGAUUGCUUGCUUUACUUGGAGCACUUUGCUAUGCAGAAAUUGGCACAGUUAUACCGAGAAAUGGUGCAGAAGUAGCUAGUGGUAUAUUUGAAGUUCUUUUAAUGAAUCACUUAAUAUGGAUCUAUUCACCAAUAGGUAUUGGAUCGGUUCAUGAAAGAACAGGUGAUAUAUUAGCAUAUCUUUUCAAUUGGACGAAUGCAUCCAUUCUGAGACCAGCAAGUGUUGCUGUUCUUGCUAUUACUUUUUCUCGAUAUUUUUUACUUGGCAUCAUGGAUGAUUGUGGACCUCCAUCAGAACUUGUCAAAAUAUUGGCUAUUUUUACCACUAUAAUGCUCAUGAAUAUUAAUUCGCUUAGUGUAUCAGCAUCUAAUCGUCUGAAUAUUGUUUUUGUCAUCUGCAAAGUAUCGACUAUCUUAACAGUUAUAGUGGCUGGUCUCGUACGCAUAGGACAAGGACAUACAACAUACUUGAAAAAUGGUUUUUCUGGUACGGGAAAAAAUCUAUCGGGUCUUGCAUAUGCAUUUUAUCUUGGUCUUUGGUCAUAUGAUGGAUGGAAUAGUCUUAAUACAGUAACAGAAGAACUUAAAAAUCCUCAAAGAAACCUAUGGUUAUCUAUUGUAUUGGCAUUACCUGCUGUUACGGUUCUUUAUGUUCUUACUAAUGUCUCUUAUUUUACUGUAUUGAGUAAAGCAGCAUUGCUUAGUUCAAGUGCUGUUGCUGUGACAUGGGGCGAAGUUGUAUUGGGUCCAGUUGUUCGUGCUCUACUCAUUCUCAUUGCUAUUAGUGCAUUAGGUAGUGCUAAUGGAACUCUCUUUGCAGCUGCUCGAUAUUGUAUGGUUGGUGCUCAAUAUGGAUAUUUGCCAGAAGUAUUUGCAUGUAUUCAUUCAAAGAGAUUAACUCCAUUGCCUGGUAUUGUCCUUCAGGUUCCUAUUCCAUUGGUUGUCAUUGUUAUUCUGAUAUCGCUUUAUUUGGUUAUUGCACCUUUAAUUUACUCGCCAAGCAGUCAACUUCUUUAUACACCAAUAAUAAUGCUAGUUGGAUUGAUAUUCUAUUAUCCAUUUGUCUAUCGUAAAAUAGAAUUAAAUAUUAUAAUUGAAUCUGAUUCAAUUUAUCGUCAUCGUCCUGGUCAAUCUCCUAUUACUGAACAUCGACAUGUACCAAUUACGUCUAUUGUUCAAACAGAUCCAUUAAAAGCUGUGUUAUUACAAGAUGAACCCACGUUAAAAAGACAUCUUGGUUUAUUCUCAGGAAUCUGUUUUAUUAUCGGUGCCAUCAUUGGUGCUGGUAUAUUUAUUUCUCCCAAAGGUGUUUUACAGGAAACACAAUCCGUUGGUCUUUGUUUGAUUAUUUGGGCUGCAUGUGGAUUAAUUUCGAUACUUGGAGCACUUUGCUAUGCAGAAAUUGGUACAGUGAUACCGAGAAAUGGUGCAGAAAUAGCUUAUUUGAAAGAAGAUUGUGAUCCUUCGCCAGAACUUAUUAAAAUGUUGGCUAUUUUUGCUAUUCUAAUGCUCAUCAACAUUAACUCGCUCAGUGUAUCGGCAGCUAAUCGUCUAAAUAUUGUUUUUGUCAUAUGCAAGGUAUUUACUAUCUUAACAGUAAUAAUAGUUGGUCUUAUACGAAUAGGACAAGGGCAUACACAAAAUUUACAGAAUAGUUUUGCUGUUACAACAAAGAAACCGUUUGGUGUUGCACUUGCAUUUUAUAAAGGUUUGUUUGCAUACGGUGGAUGGCAGGGUCUUAAUACAGUAACAGAAGAACUCAAAAAUCCCAAAAGAAAUCUAUGGUUAUCAAUUGUAUUAGCUGUACCUUGUGUUAUUAUUCUUUACAUUCUUACGAAUAUUUCUUAUUUCACUGUGAUGAAUAAAGCCGAAUUGCUUAGUUCUAAUGCUGUUGCUGUCACAUGGGGUAAAGUGGCUUUGGGUCCUGCUGUUCGUGCAUUAGUUAUUCUCAUCUCAAUAAGUGCAUUGGGAACUGCCAAUCUUAGUUUAUUUGCAGCUGCUCGUUACUGUAUGGUUGGUGCUCAAUAUGGAUAUUUACCUGAACUCUUUACAUAUGUUCAAACGCAAAGAUUAACACCAUUACCUGGUGUUGUCUUUAUGGUUGUAUUCUCUAUUUGA